Asparagus officinalis (garden asparagus) is the source of this 709-nucleotide messenger RNA. RefSeq lists its product as uncharacterized. Bases 1 to 591 code for a protein of 196 amino acids. Lineage: Eukaryota; Viridiplantae; Streptophyta; Magnoliopsida; Asparagales; Asparagaceae. The transcript has 5 exons. The record is from RefSeq and is a predicted model, not a curated record.
AUGGUAAAGAUUCAAAUAGAUGAAUGUUACAUUCUUUUGCAUUUUGACCAUUCUAAUUAUUUGAUAAUAAACCAUGAGAAGAUGUACCGUAACAAAGCGGCUAUCAUUCAGAGUUCUACUUCUGGUACAAAACGUACUCGUCUGCAAACUUCCAAUCAAGAAUGCCAAAAUUCUGUAGCAGAUGGACUGAAUUCUAGUAGUACUGUUGUCACCACAGAACGAACUACUACUGGGAUUAGAGUUAGUGCACGUCUUCAGCAACAAAGUGUUAAUGAUCAGCUAGUGGUAAACACCAUAGCUGAAGAGCGAGAUGAUAAUUUGAUGUCAGAUAUUAAUCAGGAGCCUCCUCCAGGUACAACCAAAAAGGUGCGAGGGAAGACAAGAGGAGUGAAUGCAGAUAAGGUGUUCUCCCAAUUGAAUUCUAAAAUACCUGUGACUCUGACUGAAGAAAAUGGCAGACCUACGGGCCCUUAUGCUGAGAUGUUUGCAAAUGAAAUUGGUUACACAAUUCGAAACUAUGCCCCACUGAAUGUGGAAAAAUGGAAGAAGAUUGAAAAAGCAGAUGUGGAGAACUUGAUCAAAAGAAUGUAGAAUAAGUUUGAAUUUGAUAUGUCGUUCCCUUGGGUCCAGAGAUAUGUAAUUACAACAUGUCAGACCGUAUAUUAUAAUUUUCGCUAUAAGUUGAAGAAACAUUUUGAGCGGUUUUCAA